AUGAUGAAUCUAGCGAUUGAAAAGCCAUCGAGGGUGAUAAAGAUUUGCAUUGGAAAGGAGCCAGGAAGGGAGAAGCUUAGCUAUGCGGCCAAGAAGAGCUGCUUAAAAAGGCAAUUUGAAUAUGAAAAGUAUAUCAAUGAGUUUGAAGUAGGCAGUGGCAAGCCUGUGGGCAUGCAGAACCUGAAUGCGAAGCAUCACACAAAAGGCGUGUCUAUUGAUUUUUUUGAGCUGAAUGAAGAAGCAAGCUUUGCAAAUGAGUAUGACGAGGCAGAUGAUGCACAAUGCAAUCGCAGUAAGAUGGUUUUUGAGACAAAGUUUAUUGAGGCGUCAUUGAAGAACGAUAUCCGGGUGAAGAGUACAAGGUUUGCAAAUGAUGCAAUAUUUGUGUAUUUCUUUACUCUGAACGAUUCCAUAUCGUUCUAUAAACAAUUCUGUAUGCAUGCAGAGCUGUCAUUUUCAGAUGUGUCUGGGUUUGAACAGAUUCUGUCGAUGCCGUUUUCAGAGUGGACAAGUUUAAGCCUGAGCGUAGUUGAUGACGUGUGCAUUAAUGCUGAUGAUUAUAUGCCUGAUAAGCACUUGGCUGUGGAGCAAUGCAGUCCGAGGCAUUUUUGCAGCAAUGAGAUGAAGAGCUUGCUCUUUCCUGGUAAGAUCUAUGCUGAAAUGCAUGGCAUUGAUGCAUCCAGAGCAUGCACAGGUAUAUACUCGGCAGCAGAAAGCACAGUAGAUCAUAGCAAAAUUUCACAUGAGACUGUUUUUGAAAAGAGAAGCGAGUAUUUUCUUAGCAUCAGGAAUUUAUUUUCAAGAGCGGAUUUAAAAAACAUGGUGCAAGCAAUUGAGGCGGGUAGCAUAGACUUUGUAUUUAGGAAUUCCAAGGAACUAGCAGUUGGAUGCAAGUCUAACAAAAUAAUGCAGGAGGUGAUUGAGCAUCUUUCCGAGAAAAACCUUGUCAGGAUAAUUGAGAGUCUAGGAGAUGAUAUUGCACCAAUAGCAGCAAACAAGCAUGGGGCAUAUGUUGUGCAAAUGCUUAUAUCGAUGGCUAGAUUGCCGGAGACACAGGGUUUGAUCUCAAGAUGCUUCAAACGAUAUGGAAGGUUUUUGAUAAUGCAUGAGAUAGGCAAUUAUGCGAUCCAAAAGAUAAUACGGUUUGAUGCGGAUUUGAUAUUUGAAUUCUUUGAGUCAAGGAUUCUAGAUGUCUGUGGCGAUGAGCUAGGUGUAAGAAUAUUGAAGAGAUGUAUGGAAUUCUUCCCUGAAGAGAAGUGUGCUAUGCUUCAGAAUAUCUUGGAUAGGCAAGAAAGAAAGUCAAAAACUUAA
Messenger RNA from Ordospora pajunii, 1311 nucleotides. RefSeq lists its product as uncharacterized. The record is from RefSeq and is a predicted model, not a curated record. NCBI's taxonomy places the organism in Eukaryota, Fungi, Microsporidia, Ordosporidae. Gene Ontology annotation, cellular component: cytoplasm. Gene Ontology annotation, molecular function: mRNA binding. Gene Ontology annotation, biological process: post-transcriptional regulation of gene expression. The transcript has a single exon. Bases 1 to 1311 code for a protein of 436 amino acids.